Molecule: messenger RNA, 2020 nt
Organism: Colias croceus (clouded yellow)
Lineage: Eukaryota; Metazoa; Arthropoda; Insecta; Lepidoptera; Pieridae
Gene: por
Product: protein-serine O-palmitoleoyltransferase porcupine
Exons: 1
Coding region: 318-1646 (442 amino acids)
Biological process (GO): canonical Wnt signaling pathway; protein palmitoylation; Wnt protein secretion
Cellular component (GO): endoplasmic reticulum; membrane
Molecular function (GO): Wnt-protein binding; palmitoleoyltransferase activity
Source: RefSeq, a predicted model, not a curated record
UCUGAGUUUUGACAGGUAUCGAAAAGACAAUUAUUAUUUAAUGUCAAAAUUUUCACAAAAACAUUAAUUGAUGAGGCGGUAAGCGGUUAAAUAUUUGAUCAGGAAAUUAUAUCAAAGAACGAUUUUUAAAAGAUGUAAAGUUUCAACAAACGAUAGUCGAAGUUAUAAAAACCAUAUAUGAACAAUAAUUAUUAUUGUUACUCAGAUUCUCAGGCAAUAAAGUACAAUACAAAAUGAAGAAACAGGAAUAUAACUCAGACCACUAAAACAGUACCUACCUACCUAUAAUAAAAUAAUUGAGUUAAAAAAGUAAAACAAUGGAAGAAGAAGAAGAAUAUAUAGAGAAUUCCUGGAGUUACUUAACCUUUUGCAUUGAACCUACACUUUAUGAAGGAUUAAGAUUUGCGAAAGAUCUGCUUCUUGCAAAUCUUUGUUUACGGUUUUCCAUUCAGUUUAUAUCCGUACCACAAAAUGUUCGACAUAGCAUAAGUUUAGUAAUAGGAAGUCUGUUACUGUAUUAUAAUAUUGGAUCAGCAAUUUCGUGGGUUUAUGGACUGACUGCAGGUGCCUAUUUAUUAAUCUUAAUGUUAACAAAUGUAACAAAGAAAAAAAUAGGAGGUGCUAUUACCUGUGUAAGUGUCAUAUCUUUUUUAUUAUUAUGUGAAUUAUACUUAAUAAAUCCAAAAAUAUGGCAACAAAUAAGAGGGAUACAAAUGAUUGCAUCUAUGAAAAUUAUUUCAAUAGCAAUAGAACUAGAUCGAAGUUUGUUUAAGAAAAUGGUUAAUCCAUUUGAAUUUGCUGGCUAUAUUCUCUGUCCUGCAAAUUGUAUGUUGGGGCCUUGGAUUUCAUAUAAAUCUUAUGAGAAAGAUUUAUGUGUUAAAUUUUUAUCUCGAAGAUGGAUAAAGAUAAUUCUAUAUAAUCUAUUUUUGGCAAUGAUAUUUUUAAUUUUGUCUAAUUGUAUUGUCCCUUGGUUUAUUGAAGACAACAGUAUGAAAUGGUUAAUUGCAUAUAGAGAUGCCCAAGCCUUCAGAAUGUCUCAUUAUUUUGUAUCAAGUAUGUCUGUGGUGUCAAUGGUAAGUGCUGGCUUUGGCUUGACAAAUGAUUGCCACUCGGAAAUAGAUAUAACUAAACCUUAUUUUAUUGAACUGCCAAGAUCAUUGGUGCAAGUGGUUAUUUUUUGGAAUAUACCAAUGCACCAGUGGUUAAAAAAUUAUGUGUUCAAAACUUGUCAACCAUAUGGACAAUUUUUUGCAAUCUUUACAACAUAUGCAAUAUCUUCUCUGCUUCAUGGUUGUAAUUUUCAACUAUCAGCAGUUCUUUUGAGCAUUGGAACAUUUUCUUAUGUAGAAUAUAAUUUUAGAUAUAAGGUCGCAUCUGCUUUAGAAGUUUGUUGUUUGGCUAAUCCAUGUGUUAAACAAUGUGAUCAUAAAUAUAAGAAAAACAGUUUUAUGGCAAUGUUUAUAAACUUUUUAUUUUCUCUCAUAACAAUAAUGCAUCUUGCUUACUUAGGAGUUAUGUUUGAAGCAUCAUUCUCAGUGCAGGAGACUGGUUACUCUUUUUCACAUACAAUUAGUAAAUGGGAAAAUCUCGACUUCUUUAAUCAUGGUGUUGCUGCUAGUAUGUAUGUUAUUUAUUUAAUGAUGUAGCUGUAUUAAACUUGUAUUUUGUAAGAAUCUCGAUUGGGGUUGUUAAAAUUGUGAUUAAUUGUAUUUGUGAUAGUAAAAUGUAUUAUUUUAUAUUUCUAUUAGUAUUUAAUAUUUGCACAAAAUGUAGUGGUAAUUUAUGUUAAUAAAAAUAUAUACUUAAGCAAUAAUUAAUAUUUCACCAUAUAGAAUCACAAUCAGUAUUCAGCCACAGUAUCAACUUCUGAAAAUUCUUAGACAAUACAAUUUUCUCUUGAAAUGUCUUUGCAUUCUUAUAAAUUGUGCUGAAUUUAUUGACGUACAAUCUGAUAAUCAUUUGUUGUAUUAUUCAUAUACUUAAUGUAUUUAAGUACUAAUAAAACUUCCAGUUCAUUAAA